GCCGGGGGAUUAUUUUUUAGAGUGGCGGAGGGAUCCCCGCGAAGACGCCAGGGAGGGAGGAAGGGCCAAGAUGGCGGCGCCCUGUGGGUUAGAAGAGCCCUGAGUGGUAAACAGCUGAGGGGAGGAGAAGGAAGGUUUGGUGAUCAUGAAAGGGCUUGGGUUGAUGACAGUGGAAAGAGAGAGUCUGCUGGCCGGAACAACAGUUCAACAGGGCCUCCGAUGAAGAACCAGCCGAGAUCUUGCCUGGAACGGUCACAGUAGCAUGUCCAGAAGCACGUAGAAAAUAGCACAAAGCAGAAUGGCUCAGCAAGCAAACGUGGGUGACCUCCUCGCCAUGCUUGAUUCUACCAAUCUGGUUGUCCUGGAAGAUAUAACAGCUGCAUUUAAAGAGAACCUUGCUUUGGAUCGUGGGCCCAUGCUUGUAAAUACCUUGGUGGACUUCUACUUGGAAACGGGUUCCCAGCAAGCAUUGCACAUCCUAUCCACGCUUCAAGAGCCGCAUGACAAGCACCUUCUGGAUAAAAUCAACGAAUACAUGAGCAAGCUUCCUACCCGCCUCCCUACUCUCUCGCUACUUGGCCACGUGGUAAGGCGGCAGCCAUCUUGGAAACAUAAGCUUUCUCAAGCGCCCCUCCUGCUUUCUUUGCUCAAGUGUCUUAAGACUGACACUGACAUAGUGGUACUCAUCACAGGUGUGCUCGUGCUGAUAACAAUGCUGCCGAUGAUCCCCCAGUCCGGCAAACAGUACCUCCACGAUUUCUUCGGCAUCUUUGGACGCCUUUCAUCCUGGUGCCUGAAGAACCCAGGUCAUGUGGCAGAGAUCUACCUGGUUCACCUCCACGCCAGCGUGUAUUCCCUCUUUCAUCGCCUUUAUGGAAUGUACCCUUGCAACUUUGUUUCAUUUCUGCGCUCUCACUACAGUAUGAAGGAGAACUUGGAGACCUUUGAAGAUGUUGUCAAGCCCAUGAUGGAACACGUGCGCAUCCAUCCGGAGCUGGUGACUGGAUCCAAGGAUCAUGAGCUGGACCCUCGAAGGUGGAAGAGGCUAGAAACCCACGGCGUUGUGAUUGAGUGUGCCAAAAUCUCCCUGGACCCAGCGGAAGCAUCCUAUGAAGAUGGCUACUGUUCAGUCUCCCAGCAGCCGCUCUCUCACGUGCAGCACCGCCCGGCCGACCCCAAUGGCAGCCCUUACCUUACUUUGCACAGCAGCACUGGCUUCUCAACCUCUACCCCUUACUCUGGUUCUCGGCUAUCGCGCUCUCACAUAUCAGGGCAGCUACCUCAGAUUUUGAACCCUCAGUCCUCGUGUCUGUCAACUGAGCCUCUGCAGGUUAACUUCUGGAGCCCCUCUGCUGUCUGCGGCAUGACCACACCACCCACUUCGCCUGGAGUUCUUUCGGAGUCUUCGCAAGCCUCAUCCCAGCCUCACAAGUUCUUCGGCGCGUCUGUUGGCAAAGGAACACCCUCGGGAACACCUGCCACCUCUCCCCCUCCAUUGUGCAUUUCAGACGAAUUUGUCCACGUUUCUGCUCCUUCCGCUGCUGCUGCACUUCCCAAGAAGGAGGACAAACUGGAUCAUGGGAGGCCUUCCUUGCCCCGACAGCAAAACAUUGUCAUCAACAACAUGAAGGCAUUAGACUCCCAUGGUGGUAAAAACUCUGUAACUUUAAGUGACCUUCCUGGCUUCUUAGGGGACUUGGCAGACUUAGAAGACAGCAUCGAGAAGGACAAAGAGGACGAUGCCAUAUCGAAAGAGAUCUCUGAGAUUACCACCGCAGAUGCUGAGCCCGUGGUGCCUCGGGGAGGGUUUGACUCCCCUUUUUACCAUUUCAACGAGAGUCUUUCCGGCUCCCAGAAGAAAUCCCAGUCUGCAGCCUCGAAUGCGCAGGGGCAGAUCCCGAACUCUGAUCCCGUAACACCUUGUCUGGACCAAUCUGGGAUCGAGAACGCCAGGGAAAUGCCCAGGCAAGCCUUCACGCCCAUCGACCGGCCGUGCCGAGACUCCGAAGAUCAUCCCGCUGGUCACAGGGAAAGCCAGGCCUCUGCGGAGACGAGUAUUUUCACCCCCAGCCCUUACAAGAUCCCGGACCACAGGAGAGCAGGGCUGGGCAAUGAGCAGCCUCCCCGAUACGAGCACCUCUUCGAGAUGGCUUUGCCAAAGACCGCCUUCCUCUUUGUCAGCAAAAAGACGGAAGAACUGCUGAGGAAGGCCAAAGGAGGCCAAGAAGAAGACGGGGCUUCCUCCGCGUCCCCAAUGGAAGUGCUGGACAGGCUCAUACAGCACGGAGCCGAUGCCCACAGCAAAGAGCUUAACAAAUUACCCUUGCCAAGCAAAUCAGCUGACUGGACUCACUUUGGAGGUUCUCCCCCUUCAGACGAGAUCCACACUCUGCGGAACCAGCUGCUCUUGCUCCACAACCAGCUGCUGUACGAGCGCUUCAAAAGGCAGCAGCACGCGCUCCGGAACCGGCGGCUCCUGCGGAAGGUGAUCAAAGCGGCGGCCCUGGAGGAGCACAACGCGGCUAUGAAAGACCAGCUGAGGCUCCAGGAGAAGGACAUCCAGUCCUUGAAGGUCAGCCUGCAGAAGGAGCAGGGCAGAUACCGCCAGUUCCAAGAAGAGCACGACAGCGUCGUGGCUCGGCUCCACAACCAGAUCCGCCAGCUGCAGCACGACCGGGAGGAGUUUUACAACCAGAGCCAGGAAUUGCAGACCAAGCUGGAGGACUGCUGCACCAUAAUUGCUGAUUUGCGGCUCGAGUUGAAGAAAGCCAACAACAAGGUGUGCCACACGGAGCUGCUGUUGAGCCAGGUUUCUCAAAAGCUCUCUAACAGCGAAUCGGUCCAGCAGCAGAUGGAGUUCUUGAACAGGCAACUUCUGGUCCUUGGGGAGGUCAACGAGCUGUACUUGGAGCAGCUACAGCACAAGCACGCCGACACACCCAAGGAAGUAGAAAUAAUGCAGGUGGCCUUCCGAAAAGACCUGGAAAAAGCCAAGUGUUACGUUCAGCAGCAGAACCAGCAGCUGGAGGCUUGUCAGAAACGGAUAACUGAACUGGAAUCUCAGCUCACCAAGAGAGACCAUCUCUUAUUGGAGCAGAAGAAAUACCUGGAGGAUGUUAAAGUUCAAGCCCGAGGCCAACUCCAAGCAGUGGAGAGUCGGUACAAGGUGCAGAAAAGGAUCACGCAGGCGUUUGAGCUGGAAAUCUUAGACCUGUACGGCCGGCUGGAGAACGACAAGUUGCAGAAGAAUCUUGCAGAUGUCAAAAUGGGAUCUCCUGAAAUAGUAGAUGAAAGCAGGCUACCCGAAAGCAACACAGGCUCCAUCGCGGGACACAGCGAAGAGACGCUCAACAGGAACGGUGAGACCAAACUGUCCGGCGCUCGGGGGAGCAGCAGCGGCAGCAGCAAGGGUGGCAGUGAAGUCUCCACUCCGGAGAAACCCCCUAACCAGAGAGCCGGGCAGCUGAGCCGCUGGGAGGCCUCCGUGCUGCUGGACUCCUCCCCCGGAGGGGGUCCCCUGACAGUGGGCUCCCUCCCCAGCUCCGAGAGCUUCCUCGGGAUGAAGGUGCGGGAGCUGUUCCGCAACAAGAGCGAGAGCCAGUGCGACGAGGAUGGGGUGACCAUCAAUAGCCUUUGUGACACUUUAAAGAUGGAGCUGUGCAAAGACCCCAGCCUGGAGGUCAGGGCGUCCCCUAGCCCAGAGGACCCCGACCCCUCCCCUCCGACCCAGGAAAGCAGUGUUGGACAGCUUCAUAUAAUGGACUACAACGAAUCCCAUCAUGGCCACAGCUAAAAAGGAAAGCGAGUCUGAAAUCAGUGUUACUUUUCAUGUUCUUGGCAUAGAACUGGGAGGCGUGAACGCACCUUUUAACUAAAAGCUUUCAUAUCUCGUGGGUCACGAGCCACCGGCUCGGGCCGCAGUAACUGGACCUGUGUUCGUGGACUUGGCUGAAUGAAUGUGAACUGGAUUUCAGGUCUGGAAAUGUCUAAGCUCAGUCUGAUCCCCCCCCCUCCCCCCACGCACACUUGCCAGACCUUCUUCAGAACAUAUUAAUGUCGACAGGACUCUCUGAGUCGUUGUCCUUGUCCGGUCUCCUCCCCCCCCCCCCCCCCCCCCGUGUUUUCUUUGAGCUGGCCCCCUCCAGUGAGAAUGUGUGUUGAAUACGAGGCUGAGAAAUGCAGUCGGGCACUUGACUGAGGAGCAGCGCGCCGGUCCAGCGCUGCGUGGAGCAGGGGGAGGUGCUUCCCUUUACUGGUGACCAGGGCUUAAUUUCCUCCUAGAAAGGAUGAAAUCCUAACAUUUGGCAACCUUUACAUGACACUCCGCCCCGCCCCUGCCCCCUUUUUAGUGGCUGGACACUGCUCUAGUGAUGAAAUGUUGUAAAAGAGGGCCUGUCAGCUUUUAAUGCCACAUUCUCCCUCUCCCCCCAGCCAUCUGUCUGUGCUGUCCCGAAACAUUUCUAUGGAACGAACAAAGGCUUCUGCAGUCGCUCCUUUGAGAAACUGGAACUUCUUGUGCAAAGAGCCCAGGUUGGAUUUGUGGUCCCACUGAAACACUAGUCCCCCACCCCAGUCCCUCGGCUCUCCUAAGUACUACUUCUUUGCUUGAUAAGCUGGUGUUGACCUCACCUCAUUUCUUGUGUUGUGAUGGGGAAAAGAAAUCCGAGGUUUCCCCCCGGAGCGGGAGGACUCGGUAGCUGGAGCAUCUCUGAAAACGUGGCAUGCUUUUGGAACUCCCUGAGAGUUUUUGCCAAAGCUGGGGUUGCACCUGAGGCAGGGAGGCCCGGGGAACUUUCACUUUUGUGUGUGUGUGAGAGAGAGUGAGUGACUGACCAGAGAGGAUGGCUCUGUGCUGCAAAUCCUGGAGAACUUUCACGUUGUGUGUGUGUGGGAGAGAGUGAGUGAGUGAGUGACCGACCAGAGAGGAUGGCUCUACGCUGCAGACCCUGUCGUCGUUUGCUUCUAAGCAACCGGUGGUUCUGUUCCUCUCAAGUGGCCCCCCCUCAGUCUUUCCUUUUACCUGAAGAAUGCUGACCUGGCUGCAAGCUGCAAGCUGCAAGCGAGGUGGCAGAAACUUCUGUGGUCUGUCAGAAACUCUGUGUGUGUUUGCCUACGUAAGGAUAGCUGUUGGUGGAAUGCAGCUAAAUGAAGCUACUCUGGGGGGCAAAAUCUUAGGAGGGAUACAGAACUGGCCCUCUCUUCAGCUCCCGAAUGGGGGGGUUAUUUUUUUCCCUUUUCAUUUUGCAGAAGUCUUCACUGAACCCAGCCUCCCGCCACACCCCCUGCCCUAGUGGAAAGGUAUUAAAUGUCAGAAUCUGUUGAUAGUUGUGACUUCCUAGCAGUCUGUGAGUCUUUCCUAACCUUCGCAGUGUAGCCUUCCAUCUCUGAAAUACUCAGAUAUUUUUCCCCAAGACCCUUCCCAGCAAAAGCAACUCUCCAGGUGGUCCUAAAUCCAAGAGGAAGCUGCUAUAAUUCUCCUGCGCACAAAGACCUUGCCUUGCCCCCUGGACGGUGGUCCCGUGUACAUUUCUAAAUAGUCUGUUAAUGUGGCCCAUUUUUAAUCUUUGGACCCUUCCUGGAACUUGGUUUUUAAAAUGGUGGACUUGGUAGCUGUGUUCAAAUGCUUGAAUCUCUCAGUAGAAUAGGAAGCGGACGAGCUUCUGCAAAGAGUGAAAUGGGAUUGUACGUGUACUGGUUGUGUUACUUAAAUGGUGGCAGAUUGUAGCAGAGGAGUUGGGGCUUCCGGGCUUCCAAACCCCUUCCCUUUCCCUUCCCAACGCUCCCUCUGGGGCUGGCUCCUGCUGGACGAGCCCCAGAACGAGGGGAGAUCAUUAACCAUCCUGUUUCAGGCUGCAAGAGUGGGGAGAUCAUGUUUUUAAAGUAUUGUAUUCCGAGGGAAACAGCGUCCUCCCUGAUAGCAGGAAACCAGUAGAGCGGAGACGUGUUCAACGGGAGGGCUUUCAAAUGUGAUUCCCUGCCUGCAGUCUAAAUGGGGGGGGGGGGGUUCUCUGCAGCCUCUCGUCGUGUCGAAUGUUUAGACUAGGUUGUGUAGUGCAAAAUGUGUGCGCCCCGCCUGCUUCGAUGCUUUCCUUCACUCCCACCUGGUCCAAAGAACUAAUUUCGGGGCAGUUCUGCAAAGAGGAACCGGAAUGAGCCUUUCUUUUCAGCCGUUCCUCCCGGACUGUCUCCGUUCUGCUUAUUAACCUGCACACGGUCACCCGUCCAGGUGGCCCUUUCCCUCUCUCAGAAAAGUCGGCAGGACCUUGACGGCGUUUGAAGCUAUUGGAAUCUCAGAUUAUUUUCUGAACGGACCAUAGAAAUUAUGAGGGACAAAUCUCGUUGCCGUUGUUCAAUAAAUCUCUUUGAAUCAUGGAUGUAUCAUACGGUAAAUUUUUUGGUUGCAGUUGUGGGGGGAAAAGAUCUCUUUGGUAAAGCUGGCAAUGGGAGUUUUUUUUUUCCUAUUAAAAAUGACUGCUUUUAGUUAAUGGAAUUUCUUAAUGGAAUUUAGUUAAUGGAAUUUCUUAAUGGAAUUUAGUUAAUGGAAUUCCUUAAUGGAAUUUAGUUAGUGGAAUUUCGCAACUCUCCAUCGAAGGGUUAACAUUGUUCCUCGCCUCUUGGUAAGCAUGAUAAUCUACCGUUUUGAAACAGAAGUGCCACCAAUAUGAAAUGGGCCAGGAGAAAUGGUACAAUCUAAGCUAAAAAAAACUUUGGGGGGGGGGGGGAACCAAAAAGAGGGUGUUUGCUGUCCUUACCAGAAUGUUCUAAUACGUCAAGGCAGUUGCUUGUGUUUAACUGUGAACAAAAUAAAAAAUGUAUUGUUUUGCA
Messenger RNA from Sphaerodactylus townsendi, 6825 nucleotides. RefSeq names its product TSC complex subunit 1 (gene TSC1). NCBI's taxonomy places the organism in Eukaryota, Metazoa, Chordata, Lepidosauria, Squamata, Sphaerodactylidae. The record is from RefSeq and is a predicted model, not a curated record. Gene Ontology annotation, biological process: negative regulation of cell population proliferation; negative regulation of TOR signaling; regulation of cell cycle. Gene Ontology annotation, cellular component: TSC1-TSC2 complex.